AUGUCCCUCCGCCACCUCCUCCUCUUCCUCCUCCCCACCGCCCUGUCUGUCUCUUACCCUUUCAACUACACUUUACACAUUGAUUGUGGUGGCCUAGUCAACUCUACUGAUGCGUUCAAGACUACGUGGGUAUCCGACCGUUACUACUCCGGCGGCGCCACUUCUAUCGUCUCCGAGCCCCUCCACUUCCUGCACGAGCAGGAGAAGACUCUUCGUUACUUCCCAAUUUCUUCUGGCAAGAAGAAUUGCUACACCAUACCCUCUGGCGUUGGACGCUACUUCCUCCGGACGUUCAUUGUUUAUGACAAUUUCGAUGGCAAGUCCCACUCGCCUUCUUUUGACGUCUCAGUCGAGGGUACUUUAGUCUUUUCCUGGCGCUCCCCGUGGCCCGAAUCUGUUUCUCGCUCCGGCGCUUACUCAGAUCUCUUCUUUUACUUGGAUGAUUCUGAGGCGGAUAUAUGUUUUUACAGCAUUGCCACUGAUUCGCCGGUUAUUGGGUCCCUACAAUUAACCCAAAUUGACCCUAAUGCAUACCCUUUUGACUAUACCAGAAAUUCCAGCAAUUACAUAUUGGUGAAUUAUGGCAGGUUUUCAUCCGGGUCGGAUCAAUGGGGCCCCGGAUUCAGCAACGACACAGAUUUUUUUGGCCGGUCUUGGCAAUCCGGUGCUGAAUUCCGAGUAGGAUCCGUGGCUAUUGCUACUGGGGCAACAAUCAAAGCCAUUUCUUCUAUAAAAAAUGUAGUAAACGUUGAAAGAAGUCCAAAUUAUUUUCCCGAAAAGCUGUACCAGACCGCGUUGACUGUGUUGGGGGAUGGGGGUGUAGCGCUGGAGUAUGAGUUGCCUGUGGAUGCCAAGCUGGAUUAUUUGUUGUGGUUCCAUUUUGCGGAGAUUGAUGUUAGUGUGAAUAAGGCUGGGCAGAGGGUGUUCGAUGUGUUUGUGAAUGGGGAGAACGUGAAUAGGGUGGACGUGUACAAGCAGGUCGGGGGAUUCGCUGCAUAUGAUUGGAGUUAUGUAGUGAAGAAUUUAAGCACUACUACUCUGAGUGUGAGGCUAGAGGCAGUUGUGGGCGUGCCAAUCAUUUGUGGGCUCGAGAAUUAUGCAAUUGUGCCAGUUGAUCUCAAAACUUCUCCUGACCAGGUCAUUGCCAUGAGAGCACUGAAGGAGUCACUUCGCGUUCCUGACAGAAUGGGUUGGAAUGGAGAUCCUUGUGCCCCUACUACAUGGGAUGCUUGGGAGGGAGUUACAUGUCAUUCCGUAAAUAAUGAAGCUGUCCUUGUGGUAUCCCAAAUAGAUCUUGGUAGCCAGGGCUUGAAGGGGUAUAUUAGUGACCAAAUAGGUCUCUUGACGAAUUUGGUAAGCCUGAACUUGAGUUCUAACUCUCUAGGAGGAGAUCUGCCCUCAGGGUUGGGCGAAAGGUCUCUUGUGAAGCUGGAUUUAUCAGAUAAUAAGUUUACUGGCGUUAUACCAGAUAGUCUGACUUCUUCCACUUUGCAGCUUGUGUUAUUAAAUGAUAACUUACUGGAAGGCCGAGUCCCGGAGGAACUUUAUUCGAUUGGGGUGCACGGUGGUGCUAUUGACCUUUCUGGCAACAAAGGCUUGUGUGGUGUACCACCUUUGCCUGAUUGUCCACUAUUUUGGGGUAAAAAUGGCUUAUCUACUGGUGGCAAAGUUGCUAUCGGUCUAGCCUGUUUAUUUUUAUUAUCGGUGCUGCUGCUUGGGAUGUACUAUUGUUGUGUGUGGAGGCGGCGCAAUGACUAUGACUUUGGUCUACCUCAUGAAUUAAUGUCUCUUGCUGCAAAGAGAAACAGAUAUCACAGACAGAAAUCCUUGAUGACCCUUGAAAUGGAGAGUCAACACGCCAAAGGAUUUAUUCCAACUUACGAAUACUGUGUUAAAGAGGAGCACCGAUGCUGGAGAGAAGAUAUGCCCUUGCUGGGAAUUUGA
This is a messenger RNA of Fraxinus pennsylvanica, 1944 nucleotides long. NCBI's taxonomy places the organism in Eukaryota, Viridiplantae, Streptophyta, Magnoliopsida, Lamiales, Oleaceae. The record is from the annotation of a GenBank genome assembly.